CACAAAACCUUUAUGAUAUUUGAUUUUUUUCUUAAAGCAACGCAUUCAGAGCUUCAUCAUGCACGUGUUUAGGAUCUGGCGUGUGCUGUGUGCGCUUGUCUUCGUUGGUGCAUCCUCGUGUGUGAAUGAGCUCGAGUACGAGGGGAACUUCGCAGACAACUACAACAACGAGAUCUCUCACGACCAGCAGGAGGGGGAAACUCCAACCACGCCGUGCCAGGCUGCAGACUUCUCCCACUGGGACAAGCUUUUCGUCACGCUGGAGGACUCCCACAUGAGGCAGAACAUGCUGCUGGUGUCUCUGGAGCAAUGUUGCGGAGGGAUGCUCUCUCUCAGGACCCAGGUGGACAAGCUGGCUAAGGGGUCAUGCCAGCAGUGUCACCCCAGCCCGGAGUCGGCUUGCGGGGCGCGAGCCGAGCAGGCGAAUGUCAGGCUGCAACGAGGAUUGCUGGAGCUCCGGGAGGUGGAAGCAGAGAGGGAGAGAAGGUUGAACGCUACGCUGCACCAGCUUCUGCACGGUGGCCGUGAGGUGAACGCCCGACUGAAGCGGCUGGAGGAAGGUGGAGGCCACGGGGCGGCGCCUUCUGGAGCGAUGGGGCACCGGCCGACGCUGAGACCUGGAGGUUUAGGGGCAGCACUCGGCCUGGGAAUGAAGCCGUUCACAUCUGGCCCGCAGGAGCAGGGAGGGGCUUCUCCGCUGGACAUGGCCGCAAUGGAAAAGGCCCUGGUUGCCAUGGCAACAGAACUGCAGCAGGUGCACCUGCAGCUGAGCAGAGUGAUAGAGCGGGUGGGAAGGACAGAGGAGACACCCGAAUCGCCAAGGGGCCAAAAAUAAUAUAAGAUUGACUGGAACUUUCCAGUGAUAAUGAUUUUGCACAUACUCUGUUUUUAAUGCUGUUUCUUCUUUUUUUUCUUUCUUUCUUUUUGCAUGU
Molecule: messenger RNA, 932 nt
Organism: Cyclopterus lumpus (lumpfish)
Lineage: Eukaryota; Metazoa; Chordata; Actinopteri; Perciformes; Cyclopteridae
Product: pentraxin-related protein PTX3-like
Exons: 2
Coding region: 59-835 (258 amino acids)
Biological process (GO): innate immune response
Molecular function (GO): complement component C1q complex binding
Source: RefSeq, a predicted model, not a curated record